Hibiscus syriacus is the source of this 660-nucleotide messenger RNA. RefSeq lists its product as uncharacterized. The transcript has 2 exons. Gene Ontology annotation, molecular function: DNA-binding transcription factor activity. Bases 17 to 598 code for a protein of 193 amino acids. Gene Ontology annotation, biological process: regulation of DNA-templated transcription. The record is from RefSeq and is a predicted model, not a curated record. Lineage: Eukaryota; Viridiplantae; Streptophyta; Magnoliopsida; Malvales; Malvaceae.
UGUGCAUCUGGUAAACAUGGGGGGUUAUUCAUCAGAUGGGUCUUGUUCAUUUUUCACUUUGAAGAAACCAGAUGAUCAUUCGUGGGGCGAAGCAGACGAUCAAUGGAUGGAGCUGGUCGGCUUAGUGGAGGAUCAUAAAACUGAGGACUCUGCUAUAAAUGGUGGAGUCCCUGAGUCUGUAACAGAUCAAGAUCAGUUGAAUCAAGUAGAAAUAUCCGAAUGUUCAUACCACACGAAAUCCCAAGGCGAAAGACCGAAACUUACACUAGCUCAGAAAAGAGAGAAGAAAAGACUAAGUGAUUACAGGUAUAGGCAAAAGCGCAAGAUAACAGCAGAUGAAUUGACCACGGAGAACAGACACUUGAAAGUGGAAAAUGAACGGUUGAUUGCUGAGAAUACACUGUUAAAAUCGCUGCUCGAUUCGCUGCUCUGCAAUGGUAGAGAUGAGAAUGAUGUUUCUAAAGCUGAAGCAGAACCAAGUUCAAGUUCGGGACAGCCCCUGAUGCGGAAUGUUAAACCACCAGAGCCACCUGCACAGGAUUCGGUACAUUUGCGAGCACGAAGAGCUCAGGCCACUGAUCAUCACAAGGUAAUUUGAUACAGUAGACAUAGUUGCAGGCUUUGCAUAUGUUUCCACUGAUCUGAACUAUAUUAUGGGCA